This is a messenger RNA of Pyrgilauda ruficollis (rufous-necked snowfinch), 441 nucleotides long. RefSeq names its product troponin I, cardiac muscle-like. Gene Ontology annotation, cellular component: troponin complex. The transcript has 3 exons. The record is from RefSeq and is a predicted model, not a curated record. Gene Ontology annotation, biological process: muscle contraction. NCBI's taxonomy places the organism in Eukaryota, Metazoa, Chordata, Aves, Passeriformes, Passeridae. The annotation marks the transcript as partial.
AUGCCCCCAGUGUCCCCAAUCCCCGCUGUCCCCCAGCUGGAGGAGCUGCGGCGCCGGGUGGCCGCGGGCCGUUUCGUGCGGCCCAACCUGCGGCGCGUGCGGCUCUCGGCCGACGCCAUGAUGGCGGCGCUGCUGGGGACAAAGCCCCGCGUGGGCACCGACCUGCGGGCGGGGCUGCGCCAGGUGCGCAAGGACGACGCCGAGAAGGAGAGCUACGAGGUCGGGGACUGGCGCAAGAACGUGGACGCCAUGAGCGGCAUGGAGGGGCGCAAGAAGAAGUUCGAGGGGGCGGCAGCCUGAGGGAGGAGCCCCCAUGGAGCCCCCCCUUCCGCCAUCACCUUCAUCACCUUCAUCACCACCUUCAUCAUCACCACGGGCACUGGCACGACCCCCCACCCAAAAUAAACCCCCUCCCCGAAUAAACUUCCCUUUCAGCAUCAA